This is a messenger RNA of Lemur catta (Ring-tailed lemur), 1924 nucleotides long. It is a transcript of the gene PSMD11, whose product is annotated as proteasome 26S subunit, non-ATPase 11. NCBI's taxonomy places the organism in Eukaryota, Metazoa, Chordata, Mammalia, Primates, Lemuridae. Gene Ontology annotation, cellular component: proteasome regulatory particle, lid subcomplex. Gene Ontology annotation, biological process: ubiquitin-dependent protein catabolic process. Gene Ontology annotation, molecular function: protein binding; structural molecule activity. The record is from RefSeq and is a predicted model, not a curated record. The transcript has 13 exons. Bases 266 to 1534 code for a protein of 422 amino acids.
ACCUUGGGCUCCAGUACUUGGGCACCGCCUCUUUUCCUCGCGGGCGGGCCGCUAGGCGGUGCUGGGGCGCCUGCAGCCCACCCGCGAGGCGCGCCCGUUCCCUCGUCACCCCUCCGCCCCCGCCCGGCCGAGAGACUACAACUCCCCGAGUGCUCUGGGAACGGAGGCGCGGGGGCCACAGAGGGGAGGGACGCGAGGGCGGGCCUUCCGGGUAUGUGUUUCCGGCGUCGACGGCCGUGGCCGGGGACGGUGUGAGAGCGGUAAGAUGGCGGCGGCGGCGGUGGUGGAGUUCCAGAGAGCCCAGUCUCUACUCAGCACUGACCGGGAGGCCUCCAUCGACAUCCUCCACUCCAUCGUGAAGCGUGACAUUCAGGAAAAUGAUGAGGAGGCAGUGCAGGUCAAAGAGCAGAGCAUCCUGGAACUGGGGUCUCUUCUGGCAAAGACUGGACAAGCUGCAGAGCUUGGAGGACUCCUCAAGUAUGUACGACCCUUCUUGAAUUCCAUCAGCAAGGCUAAAGCAGCUCGUCUGGUCCGAUCUCUUCUUGAUCUGUUUCUUGAUAUGGAAGCAGCUACAGGGCAGGAGGUUGAGCUGUGUUUAGAGUGCAUUGAAUGGGCCAAAUCAGAGAAAAGAACUUUCUUACGCCAAGCUUUGGAGGCAAGACUGGUGUCUUUGUACUUUGAUACCAAGAGGUACCAGGAAGCAUUGCAUUUGGGUUCUCAGCUGCUUCGGGAGUUGAAAAAGAUGGAUGACAAAGCCCUUUUGGUGGAAGUACAACUUUUAGAAAGCAAAACAUACCAUGCCCUGAGCAACUUGCCGAAAGCCCGAGCUGCCUUAACCUCUGCUCGAACCACAGCAAAUGCAAUCUACUGCCCCCCUAAAUUGCAGGCCACCUUGGACAUGCAGUCAGGUAUUAUCCACGCAGCAGAGGAAAAGGACUGGAAAACUGCAUACUCAUACUUCUAUGAGGCAUUUGAAGGUUACGACUCCAUUGAUAGCCCCAAGGCCAUCACAUCUCUGAAGUACAUGUUGUUGUGCAAAAUCAUGCUCAACACCCCAGAAGAUGUCCAGGCUUUGGUGAGCGGGAAGCUUGCACUUCGGUAUGCAGGGAGGCAGACAGAAGCAUUAAAAUGCGUGGCUCAGGCUAGCAAGAACAGAUCACUGGCAGACUUUGAAAAGGCCCUGACAGAUUACCGGGCAGAGCUCCGGGAUGACCCAAUCAUCAGCACACACUUGGCCAAGUUGUAUGAUAACUUAUUGGAACAGAAUCUGAUUCGAGUCAUUGAACCUUUUUCCCGAGUACAGAUUGAACACAUAUCUAGUCUCAUCAAACUCUCCAAGGCCGACGUGGAAAGGAAAUUAUCACAGAUGAUUCUUGACAAGAAAUUUCAUGGGAUUUUGGACCAGGGGGAGGGUGUCCUGAUUAUUUUCGAUGAACCCCCAGUAGAUAAAACUUACGAAGCUGCUCUGGAAACAAUUCAGAACAUGAGUAAAGUAGUGGAUUCCCUCUACAACAAAGCCAAGAAACUGACAUAGGUGAGUGCUGGCUCCGGGACCCAGGGCCGGGCAGCACUGCCUUCUGCCUGUCGAGACUGCAAACCUCCUCCUGGUGUCCUCACGGCUUCCCGAUUGACACUGCUCUGUCUUCUCUUGCAGAGUUGGAUCUGUAGCGGUCCUUUGGAGAGUGUGUGUGGCGGGAGAGUGAAACCUUGGGGAAAAUGCUAGGAGAUUCUUUUUUCUUUUUGUUCUACUUUUCGCUCGGAAAGUUUUUAAAUCCUCAUUUGGUGCAUCUGUAUUCCAGCCAAUAGGUGUGCCAGUUUUCAUGUAAUCUUUACUGGCCCAACUUGGGAGUGGGGAAAUUGCUUAAAAAAAAAGAAAAAGAAAAAAAAAAGAUUAUUCUAAAUAAAAGGAAAAAGGCUUACACUA